Messenger RNA from Penicillium vulpinum, 2043 nucleotides. RefSeq names its product amine oxidase. Gene Ontology annotation, biological process: amine metabolic process. The record is from RefSeq and is a predicted model, not a curated record. The coding region runs from base 1 to 2043 and encodes 680 amino acids. The transcript has 3 exons. Gene Ontology annotation, molecular function: copper ion binding; quinone binding; primary methylamine oxidase activity. NCBI's taxonomy places the organism in Eukaryota, Fungi, Ascomycota, Eurotiomycetes, Eurotiales, Aspergillaceae.
AUGUCUGAUCCACACCCUUUUGAUCCUCUUGGACCCCAGGAAAUCACCAAGGCAGCAAAAGUUGCUCAAGAGCUACUCCAUGGAAAAUAUCUCAACUUUCGCGUCAUCACCUUGAAAGAGCCACCAAAGCAGGAGAUGAUACCAUACUUGAAGAGAGAACAUCUUGAACAGCCCCAAGUCUCUCGACCUGCUCGUAUCGCUCAUAUUCAAGCCAUCGUUCAUGAUGAAUCUGGGCCAAAUAAACUCACUGAACUUCUGAUUGAUCUGGACCAGAGUGCUGUCGUUAAACAAGAGAUCCUUGUGGGAAAACACUCGUUUAUUGACUCGGCUUACAUGAAAGAUGUUGAGAAUAUUUGCAUGGCAGAUAAAAGGGUGCAAAUUGAAAUUAAAAAGUUGAAGCUACCUGAAGGAGCCUCGGUCGUUGUUGAACCGUGGGCUUAUGCUACUGAUGGGAUGAACGACAUGUCGGAGCGGACUAGCAUGUGUUGGUUCUAUAUGCGACUAUUGGACAAUCCCGACGCCAACUAUUAUGCAUACCCGCUUGACUUGUGCGCGGAGGUCUCUGAGCAACUCAAAGUGACCAAGGUCUACCAUUUGCCUUCGUCGGAGAGCGAGAGACUUCAUGAAGAAGCACAGCCAUAUGACCCCUGCAAAAUCCAUCCCACUGCAAUGAGUGAAUAUCAUCCCAGUCUACGGCCACCGCCACGCAAAACCACUAAGCCCUACCAGGUUGUCCAGCCAGAAGGGGUUUCCUUCAAGUCACAUGGAAACCUGUUGGCCUGGGAGAAAUGGACUAUGCGCGUGGGUUUCAAUUAUCGCGAGGGUAUCACCUUACAUGACAUCCGUUAUGACAGUCGAAGUCUCUUCUACCGACUGUCUUUGGCAGAGAUGUUUGUGCCUUACGGUGAUCCGCGUGCACCGUUUCCCCGCAAAGCAGCAUUUGACCUUGGGAACGAUGGUGCUGGGAUUAAUGCAAACAACUUAUCUCUUGGGUGUGAUUGUCUAGGGCUGAUCAAGUAUUUUGACGGAUGGCACAACACUUCCUCAGGUGAACCAUUGAAAUUGCCCAAUGUUAUCUGUUGCCAUGAGCAAGACGAUGGGAUCUUAUGGAAGCACACAAACUUCCGCACAGGAAAUGCUGCAGUGGUGAGAUCACGUAUUUUGGUCUUACAGACAAUCAUCACAGUCAGCAACUAUGAGUAUAUCUUUGCUUUCCACUUUGGCCAAGAUGCUUCAAUUCAUUAUGAAGUUCGGGCCACUGGGAUCUUGUCUACCAGUCCUAUCAGCAUUGGUGAUAAAGUUGGAUAUGGUACUAUUGUUGCACCGGGUGUCCUUGCUCCAUAUCACCAACACUUAUUCUCUCUUCGCAUCGAUCCUGCGAUUGAUGGAGUUACAAACUCAUUGCAGGUUGAGGAGUCUUACUCUUUGCCUUUUAACGAUCCAUCCGUUCGAAAUCAUUUCGGGGUCGGGUACACAACACAUUCAGAGAUUGUGACGGAGGAGGGGGGGCUAGAUCUCGAUUUCAACAAAAACCGCACAUUCAAGAUCAUCAAUGAGGCGAGAAUCAAUCCUAUAACUGGUACGCCUGUUGGAUUCAAAAUCGUUCCAUGCUAUAGCCAACUGCUACUGGCCCAUCCGGAGUCUUUCCAUGCAAAGCGAUCUGAAUAUGGAAACCAUGCAAUCUGGGUGACUCGCUAUAACGAUGACGAGCUAUUUCCGGCUGGAAAACAUACUAUGCAGUCCCUGGGGGGCGAAGGGAUCAACUCGACUAUUGCUCAGCGGAAAAAUGACCCUGACUCCAAGUCAACAGUGCGAAACGAAGACAUUGUUAUUUGGCACACAUUUGGGUCGACGCACAAUCCAAGAAUUGAGGAUUGGCCAGUGAUGCCAUCUGAAAAGAUGGUGGUUGGUCUCAAACCGGUCAACUUCUUUACAGGAAAUCCGAGUUUAGAUGUCGCUGUAUCAAAUCAACAGGAUAACCAGAGUAGACUUGUUGAGUUGGAGUCAAUAUCAGCAUGUUUUUCUCCAUUUCAUUCCAAUUGA